CAUUAGGCCAGUGAAUCAUGCUAUUAUAAUUCAUAGUAAUACAAAAAAAUGUGUUUAUUAACAACUUGUCGUUGUUUUUAUAUUUCUUAUUCAAAUUUAGAGACUUGAAUGCCACCGUUGUGGACUGAUGAUUUGGGUUGCCUUGUUCUGUGCACUACCCCAACAACCCGUGCGGUGAUGGCGAGGAAACCCCGUUGACAAGGCACUGCUUUUUCAUGACGCCCAGGAAGCAAAGGGUGUUAAAUGACUGAAUUCAUGCUUCCUGCUGGAAAUCUGUGUCAUGGAUGAUGAGGACGAUCGCCAUCUUCUGGAUAUUUUAGGAGAUGUGGAUGCAUUGAAUGACUAUCUCCAUGGCAGCAACAGCAAGUCUAUUGAGGAGGAUGAUGUAACAAAUGCAGCUUAUGGGUCGGAUGGAUCUUUCUUUUCUAGUGACACAGUUGGCUCCAACUCUGGCCUCAAGGAUGGCUCUUCAACAAUGGGUGAAUUCUGUGAGGAUUCAACAGGGGCAGGCCUCCAGCUCUCCAGCACCCUUUCAUUUAUCGAGGAUGAAUUGGGGUCUGGGAGCUCCCCUGGAGGGGUGGAUUUCGGUGGAGAGGACCAGCCCUUUGACAUCCUACAGAAGUCUCUCAUGGAGGCCGACAUCACGGAGCAGACAUUGGCCCAGGAGGCCUUACUAGAUUCCCAGCCGGCUCCCACUUUGGUGCAGGCUCCUGUUUCCUUCCCCUCCCAGCUGGUCUCUGGAGGUUAUGGAGGGGGAGUGGGUGUGGUAACAACGGCGACAGCUGCGUUCCCCACAGGUCAAUUCCUGCAAGGGGUGUCCCAGCUGCCAAAUGGCUCCGCCCAGCACAUCCAGGUGUUGGGCUCCUUUGGGGCGGGUGGUGGUGUGAUGACUCUGAGUAGCUUGGAGAGAACUUCUCAGCUUGUGCUGAGGCCGGGUACGCCUGUAGCUGCAGCGGGGGCCGCUACAGGGGGGCAGGUGUUUGCCCCUAACCAAGGGCAGGUAGGCCAAGUUGGCUUACCGUUCAAAAACAUCCCCCUUCAAAACAUCAUCAUCCAGAGAGGCCCGGGAGGGACCCAGACUCUUGUCAGACCUAUCCAGCCUAAACCCCUUCAAGCUGGGGCUCAAACUGUCUACAGCCUUGGUCUUCAGGCCACUCCCACCACCAUGGCUAAUGUAGUUAACGCUAACACUGCUUCUCCUGGGGGACAGUACACAGCCAAUGGGUCCAUUGUAGUGCAGUCGCCCCUGGAGCAGCAACAAGCACAGGCCCAGACAAAUAUACCACAGGGACAGUUCUUGCUGCCCAGCUCUUUGGCACUCACUCCAGCUAACACCAUCCACAAUGGCCCCGCUGACCCCAACUCAAAUGCCCUAAUUAGCAGUCAAAACGCGGUGCAGAUUGUUGCGGGGCAGAACUUCUCUGCACCACCAGGAGGCCAGCUAAUUUUUAAUCAGGGAGCAGUCAGUAGGAGUCAGGUUGGAGGGGUUGUAACUCAAACAUGGACCGGAGUUUCUUGUGCGAACCCUGUGCAGACAUCGUGCGCUCCUGGGCGUCUGACUCUCGUUGGCCCAGCGGCGGCAGGGAUCGGCGGUCAAAGCCAAGUGUCAUCGAGCCCCGUUCAGCGCCUUCUAGUGACUCAAACUCAGAAUUGCACUUCUCUGUCCCCUUUAGCUGGUACUGUGACGCAGGAACAAGACUACAGACAGAAUUCUUCAUCACCUGCCCUAAAACAGGCACAGCUCAGCGGCAUCCAUGAUCUCCCUUUAGCCAUGACAACCAUGACUCAAGAUUCAAAGCUGAACUCUCAGGUCAGUGCUCAGAAGAGACCUGCCCUUCCGCCACUUACAAGAGGAGAAAUGAUUUUACAACAGUUGAGGAAGGAUCAUGCUCGAGUUCAGACCCUAGAUCAGCGUCGAUUCAGUUCAAUCGAUGAUGCACUGCAAAGACUCCUCCCGUACCACGUGUUCCAGGGGGCACCACCCAGCCAGGAGGAGUUCUCACAAGUGGAUGAAGAAUUUGAGGUAGUUGCAACUCAAGUGCUAAAGAGGACCCAUGCCAUGGUGAACAAAUACAGACGGCUACUGUUGGUGGAAGCUGAGCGUUCCAGUCCGUCAUCAGAAAUGGUGAUGAUUGACAGGACCUUCAACCAAGAGGAGCGUGGCAACUUGACACAAGACAAACGCAUGGUAUUAGUGGAUCCAGACACCUUCUUGGAAGACUUCUGCUGUGGGAUGAAAUCAAAACUUUUCCAAGAUCCCUUCCCCUCUCAGUCGUCGUCCAAGUCAGACAGAGGCUCUACGGAGCCGCCGUACAGGACAGACUCCAAGCCCGGGUAUGGGGACCCGGGAGGGGGUGGAGCUGUAGUACCAGGUGCGGCAGAUAGACUCCACCCUUCACUCUUAGAAAACAAGAGUGUCCUGGAACUGAAGAGAUCCCAGCAACACUACGGGCCCAGCAGCGCCAGCAACAACAGCCUCAUCGCUGCCAACAGUUUUCCCCAAGGUAACCCCUCACCUAUGGCAGCAACGUCAAGAGGACAGACGCACUACCAGGUGUCUCACCCCCUGUCCUCUCAACCGAUCCAGCCCCAGUACCCCCCUCAGCUCACCUCACCCCCUCACACCGACACAGACUCUGCUCUAGAGGCGGCAGUCAACAGCAUCUUGGAAUGUUAAGACUGAUGUCACCCCCAAUGUAUGGUUUUGACUCCUUUUGUGUGUGUACGUUUUUGUCAUCGUUGUCCCACUCUCCUGUUGUAAUAUUUGUUGAAUUCCCCCACAACCCUGUGUGAAGAGAGGUUGACUCGUCUUUCAGGUCUAUUAUCUUUGUGAUCUCCGGCCAUGUAGCAUGUAUUUAGUUUGUUUUGGUUUACUUUUUGGGGGGGGGGGGGGCUUUGAGGCAUCAAGGUGCCAGAUGAAUGCAGGCUCUUAAAAUGACCCAUAAAGAACCGGGAAUGUGUGCAAUGCAAUGUACGCACGGGUGGAAAAUGUUCUUGUUUUGUUUACUUCAACAUUAUUUUAAAGGAGUAGGGUCUGCAAUUCCAGUAGCUUGAAUAUAAGAGUGUCCCUUUCUUCACACAAAGCCUCAUUAAUUUUGUGCCUGUUGAAUACCCCCAAUACCUAUGCUGAAAAACAGGGAGCGGGAGGAGGGACAAAAUGACGACUCUGUGCCUAAUUCUAGGUUUUUAUUUUGAAGUGUUUACAUGAAGGAGCUCUAUUCGAAAAUACCCAUUUACUUAUAGUUCCUUCCUGCAUUACAAACAUACACACACACACACACACACACACACACACCCACGCUUUAGUACAACGUGUUAAGUAGAUCCAUGCUUCAGUAGAGACACAUUCACAUAGACCAAUUGCACUAAACGUACUGUUGCUUAUUUCAGGAACUAUAUGAAUAUGUGGCUGUCGUUGAUAUCCAGUGUCUGCUAGGCUAAACAGAAUGUGAAUAUUUGGAACAGAACCAAAAUCUAUUUGUCUGCUUUCACUUGCCUGCAACAAGGAUAGCCUCUUAAUCACACUAGAAACCAUUUAAACUAGUCACAUAUACAUAUAUGGUAGUGUUACUGUACUCGGCAAUGCUUUAUUUCUUGUGCUUAAGUCACAUUUUCUUUGGCAUUUUUCUUUUGUACCUUAAAGGUAUGCAAGCCCUGACACAGACACAAGACAACUACUCGAUCUCAACCACUUUUAUCAUUUCACAGUGUGUUUGUGUCAGGGGAGCUUAGUCCUCAGAUUGAGGAAGAUAUGUUACAGUAUCUUUUUUUUAAUUUAGAUUUUUAUUUCUUUAUUUUUGUUUUUAGAAAUGACAUUUAAAAAGAUGACUGUUUUUUGUUUGUUAUGAUGUGUUCCCCGGCUUUGUGAAGAUGACAAUAUCAUCAUUAGUUCAAAUGAUGAUCAUUGAUUGUACGUAUGUUGGUCUGCCUUCUGCAUAUAAUUCUAUAUUGAUCAUAUCCAGCUAUCUAUGCUUUGACAUGACAUGUCUCUCAGUGUGUGUGUGUGUGUGUGUGUGUGUGUGCGUGCGCGCGCGUUAAUCUUUAACAUACACACUGGUCUAUGACUAUGUGUUUUCGUGUUUGGUUGUUUGAUGCCAUACUCUUCUUGACUUUAUUCCCAAGUGUUGGCUGGGUCCCCCAUGAUGUUUUUCUCACUUUCCCGUGUUUCUUUUGAAGCAUUUCCCACAUUUCCUCUCCUUUCCCUCUCAGCAGCGCAACCAAAACUCAAGACAGGAGAGAGUGUGGCCUUGUCCAGAAUCACCGUCAGAUCUUUAUGUCUUUGUGCUGGUGACAACAGCUCUGUAGUGUUUCCUCUGAAGCUGUGCCCCUAAAGCUCCCACUGUGUUCUGGUUUUGUCUGAGAAUUGUUGAGUUUUCAUUUAGUUCUUAGAGCCCAAACUUCACUUACUGUGAUAUGUCAUCAUGAUAAAGAAUUAAUCCCAAAUAUUGGCUAUGUAUUUCUGUUUUUCGAAGGGCAUUUAUGCAAAUCUACAGAAAUCUAUGGUAUAAGCAAGAAAGGGUGAUUUCUGCCAAAGCCAACACAGAACCAAAGCGUAGGUUAAAUGCUCUUGGGGUUGAUUCUAGAUAGUGUCACCUUUCUCCUAUAAACGUGUCUAUGAAAUAUGCUUGCCAAUAGGCUACAGGAGCAGACUAUAGGCCUUUUAUAUGAGGUGAUAGAGAACACACCUGUCUUCUAUUUUUGUGUUUGAGUGCCAGUGGCCAGCAGCCCACCUGUAUCUCUGCCUCAACCCUUAUAGACCUCUUAUAUUUACCAGUGCACACUGAGAAAACUCCUGCUUCUCUAAUGACAUGUAAGGGUCAGAUUUGUUAUUUGCUCCUUCAAGUGGUUGCUGCAAGACUUUGUGCCUCUUUAGCACUUAUAUCCACAAGAAAGUUAGUUUUGGACUUGCACAAAGUAGGGACGUGUUGGUGAAACGCGUUAUUUGGAUGCACAUCAUUGUCUGAGGGCUUGGUGGGAACAUACUGUGCUUUUUCUUUCCUGUUUUCAGUGCAGAGAUGUUUUUUCUGUCUUCAUUUUCACUGUUUUGUCUCACUUGAUUUGUUGUUGUUUGUUGUUUUGUACAAAAAUGAAAAGUGAAACACAAAAUAUUUAUAAUUUUUGUAUGGAGAAAAUAAGAAGAAUGUAAAAACAAAAAACAAAAAAAAGGAAAUUGUUUUUUAUUGUGUUGGCUAAGAAGCGGUGGCGUCAAGAAAAAUCAUUACAAAAAAUACUGUCAUUUCUUCAUUUGUAGCUAAUGUGUGUUCACUACAGCAGCAAGGAGAGUCAACAAUAAAUUCAUUUUGAAUACAAUAACAAA
Sander lucioperca (pikeperch) is the source of this 5317-nucleotide messenger RNA. RefSeq names its product BRD4 interacting chromatin remodeling complex associated protein like (gene bicral). Gene Ontology annotation, cellular component: SWI/SNF complex. Lineage: Eukaryota; Metazoa; Chordata; Actinopteri; Perciformes; Percidae. The transcript is spliced from 13 exons. Bases 281 to 2677 code for a protein of 798 amino acids. The record is from RefSeq and is a predicted model, not a curated record. Gene Ontology annotation, biological process: positive regulation of DNA-templated transcription.